This is a messenger RNA of Acytostelium subglobosum LB1, 1572 nucleotides long. RefSeq lists its product as hypothetical. Lineage: Eukaryota; Evosea; Eumycetozoa; Acytosteliales; Acytosteliaceae. Gene Ontology annotation, cellular component: Cul4A-RING E3 ubiquitin ligase complex; nucleotide-excision repair complex. Gene Ontology annotation, molecular function: protein binding. The transcript is spliced from 2 exons. The record is from RefSeq and is a predicted model, not a curated record. Gene Ontology annotation, biological process: proteasome-mediated ubiquitin-dependent protein catabolic process; protein polyubiquitination; transcription-coupled nucleotide-excision repair. Bases 1 to 1572 code for a protein of 523 amino acids.
AUGACGACGAAUACGACGACGAAUAAUACAUCAACGACGUUUAAUGACUAUUUGUUGAAUAGAGAAUUGGCCCCAGUAGGAGGCUCUGGAGGUCUACGUCCACUGCGUAUUACAACUGCACGAUUGAAUAGUCAGAGAUAUGACGCUGUGCGCACACGUAUCCGUUCAAUAGACCUCUCCAUCCGAUACGAUAUACUCACCACAUACCAUGCACCUGUCUAUCAUCUCGACAUUGACAAGUCUGAAGCAAGAUAUUUGAUAUCAUCUUCAGCAGAUGGUAGCAUUGCAAUAUAUGAUAUAUAUGAAUCAUUUAUGAAUACAAGUACAAGGAGGAAGGUGAUACCAGCGGUAUCGACGAUGAAGAGACCAUGCCAAUCAUUGACACGUGCAGUGACUGAUGUGCUUUGGUAUCCAUUCGACACGGGAAUGUUCUUUAGUGGUGCCACAGAAGGCUUUGUCGACGUAUGGGACACAAACAAAGAGUGCAUAUCUCGAUCAUUCAAUCUCGAGCACUCGGUCAAUGCCAUCUCAAUCAGUCCACUCCCAUCCAGUCAGCUGCUGAUCGCUGUGGGCACGUCUGAUCAGAAGGCGCGUCUUUGUGAUGUACGAUCAGGCACCUCCACACAUUGUCUUACAGGUCACCGCGAGGCUGUCCUGGCGAUCAAAUUCUCGCCCUUCUCCGUUCAUCACCUGGUGACGGGCUCCAAAGACAAGUCAAUCCGUCUGUGGGACAUCAGGCGAUCAGACACAUUCUUGAUGGCGCUCGAUCACCUCAACGAGACGACCGCACACGUACAUACACCGCAGUCAAAGGCUGCUGCUGGCGGUGGUGGCCAGGCCUCAUCAUCCUACGACAUGGAUGCAGGCGACCGACUCAAAUCACACAAGUCAAUCUAUUUCAACAAGCAGGGCCGAGUCUACUCGACCAGCGCAAUCAAGCCUGGCGACUUUGUACAGAACUCGCCAAACAUGGCGGCCAAGGACGCACCAGCCGCCCACAAUGGAUUCGUUACGUCGCUGGUGUGGACGCCCGACGGCAGCGCACUGCUGAGUACAGGCAGCGAUCGAAAGGUACGUCGGUGGGACAUGCAGACAGGCGUCAACACGUUUGUCGACUUCCCCCACGUGUACAACAACAACAUGAUGGGCAAUCAGAUGUGUCUGUCCUACGACGGCAUGUAUCUGAUGCAUCCCAAUGGCAAGACGAUCAAUAUGUACGACGCCGAGACUGGCGACCUGAUCAAAUAUCUCAAGGGACACUUUGAACGUGUCAACUGUUGCAUCUUCCAUCCACAUCAAGAACUAAUGUUCAGUGGGUCCAAUGACAAGCAGAUCCUCAUGUGGGAUACAACUCUACAACAAUCAAAGCCAGACGACAACAAUGAAGUUGUCCCAACUAUGGUAGAGGCAUCUGGUGGACACAUCAACAUGUCCAUCAACAAUAAUGUCAACUCGAACAUGGACAACAACAACAACAACAACAACAAUAACAAUAACAAUAUGGAUGAGAAGAAGAAGGAUGUCAGCCUACCAGAUGUCGACAACUGGUCAGAUGAUGAAGAAGAACAAUAA